CCUCUGUUGGGGGCCCUGGGGGGUCUGAUGCCUGGCCCAAUCAAGCUUCGAGGGAACAGGAAAAAUAGGGUCGGGUCUUGGGGUGACCUGACUUGAGCCGCACUGUGCCCCUCAACGGUGAAGGCUUGAAGCAGCCCUGCCCGCCGCCCUGCUCACUGCGUGGCAGAGCUCCUUCAGCCUCCAUGGGGACAGUGUGUGGGGGCACCGUGCAGCGUCAGAGAGGCCCAGGGUCCGACCCAGGGCCCAGCACCCGGGCACAGCACUGUGGUAUCUGACCCUGCUCGGGUACAUCAGCCACCGAGUACUUUGUCUCUCUGUCGCGCUCUCUCUCUCUGCCUCUCUGCGCAUCCUCCACCUCCCCUCCCCAAACUUGCUGGGUUCAAGCACUCAACUCACCACUCACCUCACCCUGUAUCCUGCUCUGCCAGUCUGACGCCUACCCAGCAGCAAAACGUCGUUGAUUUUAGGUUGCCAGACGACGUCCUGCUCUAGGUUCUCCUCCUCUGGCUUACACGGUGGUCUGUCUGGUUGCCCUCCUCCUCCUGCCCUACUGCCCUGAAUAAUCUGAGCCUCUUCUCUUCCGAGCCGUGCUUGGGUGUUUGCGACUUGCCAAAGUAGACGCCCACCACCAGGCCAGCACUUGUGUCGCCCGUUACGGCGCAAGUGCAGUGCAGCAAAGCGCAGGGCCGCCGUGCAUCCUGUCCCGUCCACGAUCCAUACGCCCACUUCUACUCUCCCUCCCACCCCACUCGGCGGCUCCUCUUUUUCUUCCAGCGAAGAUUCCUUCCCUUCGCCUGCCGUCCUGCCGUCGUGGCCCUGACCAACUUUUCCCGAUUCUUUUCUUCUCGCUUCAGCCCUCCAAGCCCAACCUCCGCCGGCCGCCCACCUGUCUCCUCGCGGUACCUUUUUUCCCUUCCCCUAGCCACAGCCACGGAUCCCUCCCUCUUUUCUCGGCCAACGGUGGCAAAACAUCCAUCCAACAUCUUGCAACAGUGACGGCCGUUUAAGAAUUUCCGCAUAACACCAUACCUUGGCCACCCGAUACAAGGCUGCAGAGAGGCACAUGUUCCAAUUCGCCGCUCAACACGAUUACUAGCCCGACCAAUGGUCUCCACUCCACCACCCAGUCUUUGCCAGACACCCGAGGCCACGACUCACGACACGACACAAACUGACCCCCAUCCCUCUCCCCCGACCCUCGAGUCUCUGCCGCAACCACGGGCACCCGACAACACCACCACCACCACCACCACCACCACCGCUGGCACUACAACCCACGUCGAUAGUCUGGAUCUCGACGACAACGACGACGACAACAUCACUAUCAACGCCGAGGCAGCCAACGCACAGCAGCCCGACCCUGUCUUCCUACCGUCCGCGAUGGAGGAAGACCACUCACCGCAAGAACAAAUCUAUGGCCAUCAGAUGCCCGAGAUGGCCCGCUCAGACUCCUCUUCGGCCUCGUCCAUCGACCAGUCCAACAGCCCCCAGAUCGUCGCCCCCGUCCCAGUACGACCACGCCUCCCAAGCCGGAAAAGCAGCGGUACUAUCAUUGUCCCUCGAGAAUCAGCGGAAGCAGUUGAACCAACCGAUGUCAUGAUAGAGCCCGGCGAUGUGCGCGCAAUGAGUCCGCGGAGGACCAGCGAAGACCUCGAGGCACUGGGACGUGAGGCCCGGGAUGAACUCCGAAGGCACGCCAAGGCGCUCCAGGAAUCACUACUCAUGAUAUUCAACCGCAUCGAGGCCGUCAAGGAGGAACACGACAAGCUGGACAGCAACAACAAGUUCCUGCAAAAAUAUAUUGGCGAUCUCAUGAGCACGAGCAAAAUCACAGCAACGUCGUCGAGCAGAGCCAAAAAGUGAACGCGCCCAUCUAUCAGCUCUUCGAGGCUGGCGCGGGCGGAGCAGCUUCAACAGUGUGGCACCGAGACGCCGAUGGCAGCCGUCCAUGGGGAGGAAAAAUUAAUAGGGGCAAGCGUGACUGUGGGGCGGCAUACUGGUGGGCCUUGCCAGCAGGCAGCCGAUCUUGCUCGCCUACGUCAUGCAAAAGAGACGAAAGGAUUGUUGCUGAGGGCCGGUUGGCGGCAUGCCAUAGGCGAUAACGUUACACGACACCCUCGUGGCACCGGAGAUCUCGACAGCCGCAGCCGAGUCGCGGAUGGGAUUGGACGUUCCGUCGAGGCAUGAUCGCCGGCCGGUCAGCAUGGCGUUAUUGAAGGCAAGAUGGGCAGGAGGUGGCCCUCCCUCUCGGGCUGUGACGGCGGAGCGCAGACUACCACUACUACCGACAACUGUCAUACUACUUUUUCUUCUUUCGAUCAUCCACAACACUCACAAACCAGACAGACAGACAGAGACUUUCACACGGAAAAUACCCACGACAUGGGGAGCUUUUAGGUCAGAGGGGAGGAGGGGGCAUGGCACCGCCCGUUUCUUUUUAGUUUUGGUCCAUCAGCCGGGGGUCGACACACAUCACACAUACCCGUUUUCACUGGUGGUGGCGGCGCACCGAUGAAAAUUCCUCUUAUCAUACCACAUCAAUACCAAGGAUCUUCGUCCGCUGUUGUACAUCCCCUCCCUGAGCAACAACUGACCUCAGGACACCAACAACCUCGUCAACGGACAUUUGCACUUUUCUGCAUACAGCCAGCCAUGGGGGGCUUUUCACGGGCAUUCAAGAGACUGGGGACUGGGUAGCGUCAUGUCCACUUACACACACACAGACACACACACAGGCGUCGGCGUUUUGUCAUGCAUACAUAUGUUUGCUUUUUCUAUUCUGUCUCCCCCUCCCCCCCUCAUACGGGUCUUAUUCUCUGAGUGACGGCAUAUUGUACAUUUACAUCGUUUCUCUUUGUUUUUAUGACGACUCAUCAGGAGCACGGUGUUUAUUUUGAGUGGAGAUUAGCUCCACAGGGGAGUCUUGAUACCGGCGUCCUCGCAAAAAGAGGAGGCAUCAUAUUUGUCGUUAAAUUGACGAUAGGGUUUGCAUAUAUCUAGUCGCUUGCCCCCUGAACAGUCGGUGGGGGAUGUUGAUGGGGGAGCUCGCACACCGACACCCUCGUAGCAGAGUCCACAAAAGGAAAUUCCAGCUGCAAUACAA
Molecule: messenger RNA, 3103 nt
Organism: Diaporthe batatas
Lineage: Eukaryota; Fungi; Ascomycota; Sordariomycetes; Diaporthales; Diaporthaceae
Exons: 2
Coding region: 1105-1863 (252 amino acids)
Cellular component (GO): trans-Golgi network
Source: RefSeq, a predicted model, not a curated record